CAAAAUCUUCGUUCUCUCUCUCAAUGAUCAUCAUUUCCAUUCCGAGUUUCUUCUUUGGGUUUUGAUUGAAUCGUUCGUCGUCGUUUUGCACAACCAGGAAAGUUUAGGUCAUUCCAGAGCAGUCUGCAUUUUGCAGUGAAAACCAUUAGAACAACCAAAGCAUUUAACUGAAAAGUAAGAAUGUCCGGGGUAUCUCUUGCUGUGGCUCCUAGAAGUGAGCCUGACCAAACAAUAGCACCAGGGGAGAAACCUGACCACAAACCUCUUCGCCAGCAGCAGCAGCAGCAACAAUCGGUGGUGGGAGGUGUAAUGGGAUCAUUGCGUGUGAUUGAACUGCAACUAGUAGCUUUCAUUUUGGUUUUCUCAGUUAGUGGCCUUGUCCCACUCCUUGAUUUAGUCUUCCCAGCUUUUGCCUCCACUUACAUUAUCGCCCUUUCACGCUUUGCCUUCCCAUCCCAUGGCCAUGUAUCAACCGGCUCGCAAGAGAUUUUCCACGGCAGCAAACUCUUUAGGCUCUAUGUGAUUCUUGGAACUACAAUAGGGCUUUUCUUGCCACUGGCGUAUGUAUUGGGCGGCUUUGCGAGGGGUGAUAAUAAUGCUGUUCGAUCAGCAACACCUCACUUGUUCUUGCUUUCUUUUCAAAUACUAACAGAAAAUGUGAUAAGUGGGCUGUCUUUAUUUUCACCACCGGUGAGGGCACUUGUCCCAUUACUGUAUACAGUUAGGAGAAUCUUUGUUAUCCUUGACUGGAUGCAUGACGUUUGGCUCAACAAAACUCUGCCUGCAAAUGCACAACUGAAGGACAUUGCAUGGGAUUGGUUUGGGAAGGGCCUGGCCGUUGCAAACCUAUCGUACUUCUCGAUCAAUCUCUUAUGCUUUUUGAUUCCUCGAUUCCUCCCUCGGGCCUUUGAGAGGUAUUUUAGGGAGAGGGAUGAGGUUCAUGGUAAGAUGUCAGAGGACAAGCGUCCUACAGCAGCAAACAAGUCUCAAGCAACAGAUAAGAAAGUCGAUUGACUCUGCUCUCAGGUGUUUAUCUGCUUUCUCGCACCACUUGAAGUGGUUGCAGUGUGUUAAACAGUCUGCUGCAUCUAAACAGUCGUCCUCUUUGUAGACUUCUUGACAAUGACAAUGUUAGAAUAUUCAUUUGUCUCGCUUAUUCGUUUAUCUACCUUAGAUUAAUUUUAAAUAAAUCUUUCUUUGCUUUGUAUGAGAAGUCUUUGUUUCUUUGUGCGGUACUAUCGCCAUAAGGCAGGCUUGCAGCCUACC
Molecule: messenger RNA, 1266 nt
Organism: Durio zibethinus
Lineage: Eukaryota; Viridiplantae; Streptophyta; Magnoliopsida; Malvales; Malvaceae
Source: RefSeq, a predicted model, not a curated record